AUGAAGCCUGUCAACGAUGAGGCUAUGGGGAAGUUUGACCAUGUUGGCCUAGCUCGGCGCCACAUGACCGGAACGGAACUCAAACAACACCUCCCGAACCUGAUUUUCACUCGUUAUACGUUUCUGUACGAUAUUUUAAACGCAAUGGGUUGGUUUUCUUCGUCCUCCGAUUCCAACAAGGCCUCCGACGGAGGUCGUAUAGCACCCGAUCGAACCUCGAGACAAAAAUGCUGGGAAGGUCGCGAUCGCUUCUUUGCGUGUCUGGACAACAACGACAUCAUAGACUCUGUCAAGGGCGAUAAGGAGGCGCGGAAGAAGUGUGCGAAGGAGAUUGCAGAGUUUGAGUCGGCUUGCUCCACUGCCUGGGUCAAAUACUUCAAGGAAAAGCGCGUGAUGGAGUACAACCGGGAUAAGACGAUCGAGCGGAUCAAGAAGGAAGAUGCGGCUACAGUUACUGAUCUCAAGUCGCAAGGAUGGUCACAGAAGUGA
Messenger RNA from Aspergillus versicolor CBS 583.65, 489 nucleotides. Its product is annotated as cytochrome c oxidase subunit 6B family protein. The transcript has 3 exons. Bases 1 to 489 code for a protein of 162 amino acids. Gene Ontology annotation, biological process: mitochondrial respiratory chain complex IV assembly. The record is from RefSeq and is a predicted model, not a curated record. NCBI's taxonomy places the organism in Eukaryota, Fungi, Ascomycota, Eurotiomycetes, Eurotiales, Aspergillaceae. Gene Ontology annotation, cellular component: mitochondrion; respiratory chain complex IV; mitochondrial intermembrane space.